UUUUGAAAAAAAAUUAAACUUUUUUUUCUGGUAAUUCAUUAAUGAUCCGUUUGACAGUUGACAAAUAGUAGCUCAAAAAAAUAAAAAUAAAACGAAACGAGCUACUUUUCUUCAGUUGUUUGGCCCUUAUCACAACAACAAGAUAGAAUUCAGAAUUUAUUUUAUCAUUCGAAAAUGCAAUCAAAUGCUACAAUCAUUUAUCCGGCCUGUUUUCUAUUCCGAAAAUGGUCACUAAUCAUAAUAAUAUCAUUAGAUUUGAUGAUAAUAUUCUAUACAACAUUUGCAUUAGUAGGACGAUUACAAAUGUUAGAUUUUAAUUCGAAUGAAAUCAAUAACCAAAAUCAUUAUCCAGAAUUGUAUAAUCAUCAAAUUCUACAUGGUGGUACAAAUUUGAUUCAUAACGAUUCAAAUUUGGAUGAUAAUAAAGAAUGGAUAAAUCAAACAUCAAUGUUAAUGGAAAAGAAAAUGAAAAUGGAAACGGCUACAACAACAACAAAUAAUCCGUUUGAUCUUCUUUCGUCAUUAGCAUUUAAUAAUAUUGAAAUUCCUACGGUAAAAUUAACAACAACAACUAUGGCAACCGAAACUGAUCCAUUUAAAACAUCGAAUGCUGAUGACAAUGAUAAUCAAAUUGAUAAUGAUGUUAAUAAUCGAUACAAUCGAUAUCAUGAUGAUCAUAAUGAAAAAUCAUAUAAUGAUAAUAAUACAAAUUCAUCAAUAUCAUCAUUUGAACAUUCGAUUUGGUUUGAAAUGUUUGAACAUCGUAUCUAUCAACGUCCAAAGAUUGUAGCUCAAGUGAUGACCAAUAUGUUUGCCUAUAUUGUUUGUUUAAUCGGUUUGAUUGGUGUAUUGAGAGAAAAUUAUUUCCUAACAACAAUUUAUGCAUGGUUUGGUUGUUUUUCAUUAACAACAAGUAUUAUUAUAUAUGUUUUAACAUGGUCACCGGAAUUAUUUGGAAAAAUUAUUUCAAAUCUAUUGUUUCUAAUAUUAUUAUUCUUGUAUCUAAAAGAUUUGGCUUAUAUACGUUUACAAAUUACAAACAAUAUUAUAAUUGUUACUUAAAGACAUAAUGGUAGAUUUACCAUUAUUGAAAAUGUCAUAUGAUGAUGAUCGACAGAACAACAACGACAUAAA
Dermatophagoides pteronyssinus (European house dust mite) is the source of this 1134-nucleotide messenger RNA. RefSeq lists its product as uncharacterized. The record is from RefSeq and is a predicted model, not a curated record. Lineage: Eukaryota; Metazoa; Arthropoda; Arachnida; Sarcoptiformes; Pyroglyphidae.